GCCCUCCCCAGCGCAGACCCGCCGGAGCCCACCGCCGCGCCGGGGCCCACCACCGGCGGCCGUGAGGGUUUCCACCCGAAUCUCCCCGGCGAGCUGGGCGCCUCCACUACAGGUCGGCGACGCAGUCCACCCACUGCGGGCCCGAGAGAGGACCCGUGCUCGUCAUUUUUAUUCGAGGCGGGGCUAUCUGGGGACCCCGCCCGGAGCGGAGACCCCUCGCGGCCCCAGCCUGUUUCCAGGGAAUUCAGGUCCACACGCCGCUCAAAGAACCUCAGCGCCCCAGUCCGCGAAACCCCACAGCCGGCACGAAACACCGCCAACUUCCGAAGUCCCACACCCUCCAUCCCUUUUGUAAGGAACUGGGUGCCCCGCCCUCAACGAGAUCUCGCGGGAACUGCAUAUGGCGCGAGAGCAGAAACACCUUACUUUUCCCUGCGGCAAACGCCCAGUUCCCUUUCACGUGACGAAGAGUGUCCCCUCCCCCAGAGGCGUGGCCGCGUCACGCGUACGCACGUACGCACGUACGCACGUACGCACGUCUCGCUUUCGCAUACUUACGGCGUCAGUUCUCGGCAGCGGCGGCGAGGUCGGCGUCGGCAGCGGCAGCGAGAUCCGCUGCGGCGCGCGCUGUGCUCUUUCGCGGACUCUGAAUCAUGGCGACCACGGCCACCAUGGCGACCUCGGGCUCGGCGCGAAAGCGGCUGCUCAAAGAGGAAGACAUGACUAAAGUGGAAUUCGAGACCAGCGAGGAGGUGGAUGUGACCCCCACGUUCGACACCAUGGGCCUGCGGGAGGACCUGCUGCGGGGCAUCUACGCUUACGGUUUUGAAAAACCAUCAGCAAUCCAGCAACGAGCAAUCAAGCAGAUCAUCAAAGGGAGAGAUGUCAUCGCACAGUCUCAGUCCGGCACAGGAAAAACAGCCACCUUCAGUAUCUCAGUCCUCCAGUGUUUGGAUAUUCAGGUUCGUGAAACUCAAGCUUUGAUCUUGGCUCCCACAAGAGAGUUGGCUGUGCAGAUCCAGAAGGGGCUGCUUGCUCUCGGUGACUACAUGAAUGUACAGUGCCAUGCCUGCAUUGGAGGCACCAAUGUUGGCGAGGACAUCAGGAAGCUGGAUUAUGGACAGCAUGUUGUCGCGGGCACUCCAGGGCGUGUUUUUGAUAUGAUUCGUCGCAGAAGCCUAAGGACACGUGCUAUCAAAAUGUUGGUUUUGGAUGAAGCUGAUGAAAUGUUGAAUAAAGGUUUCAAAGAGCAGAUUUACGAUGUAUACAGGUACCUGCCUCCAGCCACACAGGUGGUUCUCAUCAGUGCCACGCUGCCACACGAGAUUCUGGAGAUGACCAACAAGUUCAUGACCGACCCAAUCCGCAUCUUGGUGAAACGUGAUGAAUUGACUCUGGAAGGCAUCAAGCAAUUUUUCGUGGCAGUGGAGAGGGAAGAGUGGAAAUUUGACACACUGUGUGACCUCUACGACACAUUGACCAUCACUCAGGCGGUCAUCUUCUGCAACACCAAAAGAAAGGUGGACUGGCUGACGGAGAAAAUGAGGGAAGCCAACUUCACCGUGUCCUCAAUGCAUGGAGACAUGCCCCAGAAAGAGCGGGAGUCCAUCAUGAAGGAGUUCCGGUCGGGCGCCAGCCGAGUGCUUAUUUCUACAGAUGUCUGGGCCAGGGGGUUGGAUGUCCCUCAGGUGUCCCUCAUCAUUAACUACGAUCUCCCCAAUAACAGAGAAUUGUACAUACACAGAAUUGGGAGAUCAGGUCGAUACGGCCGGAAGGGUGUGGCCAUUAACUUUGUAAAGAAUGACGACAUCCGCAUCCUCAGAGAUAUCGAGCAGUACUAUUCCACUCAGAUUGAUGAGAUGCCGAUGAACGUUGCUGAUCUUAUCUGAAGCAGCAGAUCAGUGGGAUGAGGGCGACUGUUCACCUGCUGUGUACUCCUGUUUGGAAGUAUUUAGAUCCAGAUUCUACUUAAUGGGGUUUAUAUGGACUUUCUUCUCAUAAAUGGCCUCCCAUCUCCCUUCCUUUGAAGAGGAUAUGGGGAUUCUGCUCUCUUUUCUUAUUUACAUGUAAAUAAUACAUUGUUCUAAGUCUUUUUCAUUAAAAAUUUAAAACUUUUCCCAUAAA
Messenger RNA from Gorilla gorilla gorilla (western lowland gorilla), 2124 nucleotides. RefSeq names its product eukaryotic translation initiation factor 4A3 (gene EIF4A3). Bases 654 to 1889 code for a protein of 411 amino acids. Gene Ontology annotation, molecular function: ATP binding; nucleic acid binding; RNA helicase activity. Lineage: Eukaryota; Metazoa; Chordata; Mammalia; Primates; Hominidae. The transcript has 12 exons. The record is from RefSeq and is a predicted model, not a curated record.